UCUCUUUUUUUUUUGGCCGGGUCGGGUAUUGUCAUGCAAAUAAAGGACGCGUCAAAACCUCCGAGCGGCGCGCAGGCAGCAGCCAGGCCCGCUCAGCGCGCAGGAGAGGCGGACACACGCCGGGGAGCACUCGCUGCUGGAUUUUAACUUUUUUUUUUUUUUUUUUUUUUUUUUUUUUUUUCCUCCAUUCCCCCUUCCUUCCCCUCUCCUCUCCUUCCCCAAACACCUUGACGUCUCGCGGUGUCGUCCGACCACGUGACCCCCAGGACUCGGGUCGCCUUUUUCGGUGGAAGGGGUGGAGGACUUUUACGGAGGAAGCGUGGAGCUCGCCCGGGUCCCCGCAGGCAGGGUGUGCGUCCUCCCGGCUGCCGCAGCCAUGAGCCAGGCGGAGGUGUCGGCGUGCUCGGCCCCGCAGAGGGUGUUCCAGGAGGCGGUGAGGAAGGGCAACACCAAGGAGCUGCACUCGCUGCUGCAGAACAUGACCAACUGCGAGUUCAACGUCAACUCCUUCGGGCCGGAGGGCCAGACGGCGCUGCACCAGUCCGUCAUCGACGGCAACCUGGAGCUCGUCAAGCUGCUGGUCAAGUUCGGCGCCGACAUCCGGCUCGCCAACCGGGAGGGCUGGAGCGCCCUGCACAUCGCCGCCUUCGGGGGCCACCAGGACAUCGUGCUGUACCUCGUCACCAAGGCCAAGUACUCGUCGGCGGCGCGGUGAUGCGCGCUCACCCGCAGGUAAAAGCAAGAACCUGCCGAGAGAAAAAAAACAACAACAAACAAACAAAAACAACAAAAAAACGCCGCUCUUUGCUUUUUGCUGGUACUAAAAGCUUUUUCUCGGGCGGGCGGCUCCGAAUGUGCAAAGUGACACGCGGGCUGCUUUUUUUUUUUUUUUUUUUUUUUUUUCCUGUCACGAAUCCACUUUGGACGUGGGAAUUUAUCAACACGGCGACUUUUCCGGGUUCCUGACUUACACUGACGUCGUCACGCGAACUGAAGGUUGGCUUGGAAAGAGUCCCACGGAGCACUUGAUGCUGGAGUAUUUGAAAGGGAAAAGUGAACACGCACACACAAACACUUACACACACACACACACUCGCCAUAGCUUUAUUUCUGUCGCUGUUUGAAAGAUGCUCAACUAAACGUUCAGAAAGAAACUUGUUUUUAAACAUCAAACAUGCUAAAAAAAAAAAAUGUUUUUUUUUGUAAACAUGUUCAAAAAGAAACAUGUUUCUAACAUGUUUUUUAAAGAUUCAAAAAAACAGUUGGAAAAAGAAAACGUCUUUCUUUUCAAACGUGUUCAAAAAAGAAAACCUGCUCAAAAGGAAUGUUUUUGUUAAAGAAAAAAAAAAAGACACCUGUUUCUUUUUUUUAACAUGUUUUUUUUAAAAAACUGUGGGAAAAGGAUAUUAUUUUCAAACGUGUUCAAAGAAAGAAACCUGCUCAAAAAGAGUGUUUUCAAAAAGGAAACGUGUUUCUUUGUAAACAUGUUUUAAAAAAAAGAAACAUGUUUCUGUUUUUAAACAUGUUUAAAACGACUGUUAGAAGGAAACAUCUUUCUUUUCAAACGUGUUGAACAAAAAGGAAACCCGCUCAAAAGGAGUGUUUUCAAAAAUGACGCGGUUCUUUUUAAACAUGUUCAAAAAAUGACAUGUUUCUUUGUAAACAUGGUCAAAAAGAACAUGUUUUUGAAAAAAAAACUGGUGAAAAAAGGAAACAUCUUUCUUUUCGAACAUGCUCAAAAAAAGAAAACCUGCUCAAAAGCAACGUUUUAAAAAGACACUUGUUUCCUUCUAAACAUGCUCAAACAAACAAAAAAAGUAACAUGCUAAAAAGAAACAUGAUUAAAAACAAGCAUGCUUUUUUAAACCUGUUCAAAAAGAAACCUGUUCAAAAACAGGCAUGUUUCUUUUUUAACCUGUUCACAAAAAUCAAAAGUGUUCAAAAAGAUACAUGUUUUUAUGAAAACGUUUCAAAAAAACUUUUGAAAAAAGAACAUCUUUCUUUUCAAAUGUGUUAAAAAAAUAGAAAACCUGCUCAAAAGCAGCGUAUUCAAAAGGACACUUGUUUUCCUUUAAAACAUGCUCAAUCAUAAACAAAAAAAGAAACAAGCUAAAAAAGAAACCUGAUUCAAAAACAAGCUUGCUUUUUUAAACCUAUUCAAAAAACAAAGGCAUUCAAAAAGAAACAUGUUUCUUUUUUUAAACGUUUUAAAAGAACAAGUUAAAAAAGGAACAUUUCUUUACAAACAUGUUAAAAAAAAGUCUGUUCAAAAAAGAAACUUUUUCAAAAGGAACCUUUUUAUUAAGACAAUUUUUUCCUUUUAAACAUGCUCAGACAUAAACAAAAAAGAAAACAUGAUUAAAAAACAAGCAUCCUUUUUUAAAAAACAUGUUCAAAAAGAAACCUCAUCAAAAAAACGGUGUUCAAAAACAUUUUUAAAAACUGUUCAAAAAGGAACAUAUUUCUUUUUAAACAGGUUAAAAAAAACAUGCUAAAAAUAAAGGUGUUCAAAAAGACAGUUGUAUCUUUUUAAAUGUGCUCAAACAUAAAAAUGUUAAAAAAAGAAACAUGAUUCUUUUUUUUUAGAUGUUAUUUUUUCAACAUGUUUAAAUCUGUUAAGAAAAAUGUGUUCGAAAAAAGAAACCGGUUCAAAAAACAAAGAUGUUCAAAAAGAAACUUGUUUCCUUUCAAACACGCUCAAAAAGAAGUAUUUUCCUCUUUUUAAGCAUGUUUCAAAAACUGUUAAAAAAUGAACAUCUUUCUUUUCAAACAUGUUCAAAAAACCUGCUCAAAAGGAACAUUUUCAAAAAGACACUUGUUAUCUUUAAAACGUGCUCAAACGUAAACAUGUCAAAAGUAAAACAUGAUUACAAAAACGAGCAUAGUUUUUAAAGAACAUGUUCGAAAAGAAAGUUGUUCACAAAGCAACAUGUUUCUUUUUCAACAUGUUAAAGAAACUUUUCAAAAAGAAACAUUGUCAAAAAGACAUGUGUUUCUUUUUAAAUAUAAUCAAAACUAAACGUGUAAAAAAAGAAACGUGCUCUGUUUAAAAAGAAACCUGUUCAAAAAAGAAAAGUGUUCAAAAACAGGCAAGGUUCUUUUUAAACCAGUUCAAAAAAAGAAAGGAGAUCAGAAAAGAAACAUGUUUUAAAUGAAACUUGUUCAAAAUAGAACAUGUUCAAAAAGAUGCAUUUUUGUUUUUUUAACCUGUUCGUAAAAAGAAAGUAGUUUAAAAAAGACAGGUGUUGAAGAGGAGGCAUGUUUCUUUUUAAACCUGUUCAAGAAACAAAGGUGUGGAAAAAGAAACAUGUUUAAUAAAAGAAAAAUGUUUUUAAAAAAUGUACCUGUUCGAAAAAGGUGUUCUAAAUGAAACCUGUUCGAAAUAGAAUAUGUUCAAAUAGUGGCAUGUUUCUUUUUAAACCUGUUCAAGAAAAGAAACCGGUUCAAAAAAGAAGGGUGUUGUAGAACGGGCAUGUUUCUUUUUAAACCUGUUCAAGAAAGAAAGAUGUUGAAAAAGAAACACUUUUAAAAAAAAACAUAGUAAAAAAUGUACCUGUUUGAAAAAGGUGUUCUAAAUGAAACCUGUUCGAAAUAGAACAUGUUCAAAAAGAGGCAUGUUUCUUUUUAAAUAUGUUCAAGAAAGAAAGGUGUUGAAAAAAAAACAUAGUAACAAAAUGUACCCGUUCGAAAAAGGUGUUCUCAAUGAAACCUGUUCAAAAGAGGCAUGUUUCCUUUUAAACCUGUUCAAGAAAGAAAGGUGUUGAAGAAGAAACACGUUUUUAAAAAAGAAACGUCUUUAAAAAAUGUACCCGUUCGAAAAAGGUGUUCUAAAUUAAGCCUGCUCAAAAUAGAACACGUUCAGAAAGAGGCAUGUUUCUUUUUAAACCUGUUCAAAAAAAGAGGGUGUUGAAGAGGAGACAUGUUUCUUUUUCAAUCUGUUCAAAAAAGAAAGGUGUUAAAAAGGAAACAUGUUUAAAAAAAGAAACAUGUUUAAAAAAUGGACCCAUUCGAAAAAGGUAUUUUAAAUGAAACCUGUUCAAAAUAGAACAUGUUCACAAAGAGGCACGUUUCUUUUUAAACCUGUUCAAGAAAAGAAACCUGUUCAAAAAAGGAAAGGUGUUGAAAAAGGGCGUGCAGAGGAGGCGUGUCUCUGUGGAAAGGUGUUUUUGGAGGCAGGUGCCAACAUGUCAGCAUGGAGCCAAAAUGGCGCCUGCUGGUGGUAUUUAUGAAGGUACAUUAGAAAAAAAGAAGAAAGGUUUCAAAGCAGAAGUGUCGUGUUCCCACUUGCCUUUUUUGUCAGCUACCUCGACUUUGUCAAGUAUUCUCAUGCCAGGAACUGUUUGUACGUCUUCAAAGCACCUGCGUCCUCAGCUGGAACACACUACAACCAAACCGGCGUGGAUAUAUAAAUAUCUAUAAAUAUAUAUAUAGAUAUCGCUGUCAUCGUCAUCAGUAUCAUGGUCGUUGGGGAGGGAAGACAACAACAACAAAAAUGGCUUCUUAAAUGCAGGGAGUUUUGAAUUGCACAAAGAAGUGGAGUUGAGCGCCUCUAGUGUCUGUACGGGGUAACUACAGUACUACUGACUUUUUGAGCACGUUAGAAAUCACCCCGACAUUGAUUGAUGCUGCUUGUAUUUAUUGUGACGUCACAAUAAGCAGAAGUGGUUUGGCAACACAAACAAUAUGCAUCGCAAACUUGACCUUUUGUUGUUUUCUGUCUUUUGCUUUGAAAUAUUGCACUGACGACUUGUUGUUGUUGUUGUUUAGCUUUUCUUUUCUUUUUUUCUUUUUUUAAA
This is a messenger RNA of Nerophis ophidion (straightnose pipefish), 4796 nucleotides long. It is a transcript of the gene nrarpa, whose product is annotated as NOTCH regulated ankyrin repeat protein a. Gene Ontology annotation, molecular function: enzyme inhibitor activity; phosphatase regulator activity; protein binding. The record is from RefSeq and is a predicted model, not a curated record. NCBI's taxonomy places the organism in Eukaryota, Metazoa, Chordata, Actinopteri, Syngnathiformes, Syngnathidae. The coding region runs from base 377 to 715 and encodes 112 amino acids. Gene Ontology annotation, cellular component: cytoplasm. The transcript is spliced from 2 exons.